UUAUGGGCAUGGGAGCGUUUAUUACAUAUACGUCCUCAGCGAUUACUCCCACGUGCUCCUUUACAUAAUGUACAUCAAGAUGUCGGCCCAGUAGAUGAUGUACCACCUGCACCUGCACUAGUACAUGGUGUUGCACCACAUGUACCAGCACUUGAUAACCUAUCACCGGGGCCUCGUGGGAGUAGGUAA
Molecule: messenger RNA, 189 nt
Organism: Ilex paraguariensis (yerba mate)
Lineage: Eukaryota; Viridiplantae; Streptophyta; Magnoliopsida; Aquifoliales; Aquifoliaceae
Source: the annotation of a GenBank genome assembly